This is a messenger RNA of Equus caballus (horse), 2773 nucleotides long. It is a transcript of the gene SPEF1, whose product is annotated as sperm flagellar 1. The record is from RefSeq and is a predicted model, not a curated record. Gene Ontology annotation, biological process: regulation of cytoskeleton organization. Gene Ontology annotation, molecular function: microtubule binding. Gene Ontology annotation, cellular component: axoneme. Lineage: Eukaryota; Metazoa; Chordata; Mammalia; Perissodactyla; Equidae.
UGGUUUCAGAAAACAAUAUGGCUGCUCCCAGCUGGGACACAAGUCUUGGGAUUAGAGAGGCAAAGUCGGGUCUGGGCGGCGGCAGCGGCGAGAGAGGAGGCGCUUGAGGGAUCGUGAGGUUGGGCUUGGACGCUGCACAGCUGGAACGGCCUGGCCUUGCCGAGGGCACCAAUGGCGGGCAGCGUGGACGAGGAGGCGCUGCACCAGCUGUACCUGUGGGUGGACAACAUCCCUCUGUCCCGGCCCAAGCGAAAUCUCUCCCGGGACUUCAGUGACGGAGUCCUGGUCGCAGAGGUCAUCAAGUUUUACUUCCCCAAGAUGGUGGAAAUGCACAAUUAUGUCCCUGCCAACUCUCUCCAGCAGAAGCUCAGCAACUGGGGUCACCUGAACAGGAAGGUGCUGAACAAGCUGAACUUCUCGGUACCAGAGGACGUGAUGCGCAAGAUUGCCCAGUGUGCCCCGGGCGUGGUGGAGCUGGUGCUCAUUCCACUGAGGCAGCGCCUGGAGGAACGGCAGAGGCGCACGAAGCAGGGCAUGGGCUCCUUACAGGAGCUGGCCCCCCAGGAUGGCACUGACUACAUGGAUGUGGGUUUGUCCCAGAAGGCCCCAGGGGAAGGUGCCCCAGACCCCCAGGGAGGGGGGCAGCUCAGGCGGGGUCGGCUGCCAGCGCCCCGGCCUCCAGGGUAUACCCAGGCGCUGCAGGGCGACCCAAGCUUCGUCCUCCAGAUCGCUGAAAAGGAGCAAGAGCUGUUGGCCUCGCAGGAGACCGUGCAGGUCCUGCAGAUGAAGGUGAGGCGUUUGGAGCACCUGCUCCAGCUCAAGAACGUGCGCAUCGAAGACCUCUCCCGGCGGCUCCAGCAGGUGGAGCGUAAGCAGCGGAGAAUGGACCGCUUUCCAGAACCCAGAAGCCACAAGCAGAGACCUGGCGUGCCCCCCAAAGCAGUGCCUGACACCGGGGUCUCCACUUUGGCGCUCCCUGCCCUGGGCCUUGGGGGGUCGUCCACUGGCUCAAUCCACAACCCUAGAACUGGGUCCCCGCCCAGCUCUGAGGACAGCAGCGUCUCCAUCCAGGCUGGUGCUCGGCACCUUGGGCCGUGGGGGAAGCUGCCCCAGGCAGCUGAGGGACUCCCCUGCCCCUCCUGGGUGCUCACCUGGGACCCAGCUCAAGGUUGGGGAGUGCAGCAGCUGGAGAGGAUGGGGUGAGGAAUGGGCUCAGCUAGGAGUGGGGAAGCCAUUGCUAUGCCUAUACCAAUGGCCCUCCCCUCCAAUGGGUACUGUUGAGAAUGUUUGGGGGAUAUGGGACAGGGCUACCCCAUUAAAGGUGUUGUGCUCUCUCUUCUGUGCCUUCCUUCUGUCUCUGCCUGGAUUCCUGAGGGCAGUGAGUUCCUGCCCACCUUGGCUGCCUCCCACCCCUUGAGUGGAAGAACCUUGUAGGCCCAGAGUGGGUCUCACCUUGUGAGCAUGUGGGCCCUGGGUGGCCAUUGCUUGGUAGGUGGAUGAUAUCACAGGGGCCAGGUCUUGUGUACUAGGACAGAUUGACUUCUAACUCUGGCCUUAGACUGACCCCCAAACCCACCCUCACAGUGUCCUCCAACCCUGUCCAACCCCAACCCCAAACCCAGGCUUCAGAUUCUCCCCAAAUGUAGCCACACAAUCACCCCCAACUCUACCCAAGGACUGACCCCUAAAUCUGUCCUCUGUAUCACUCCCAUAGACUGAUCCCAAGUUCUGUGGACUGAGGCCAACCUUGACUCCCAACCCUGACCAAGAUGCCAUGGCCAUGGUGUGACCCUAACUCUGAUCAUUUACUGACUACCAGUAGCAUUGAAAAUUUGUAAAUCCUGAGACCUCAAAAUUCUACUUCUAGGCAUAUGCUCAGUAUAUACCCAGGGGAAACUUAAUCUCUUGUGUUCUGUGUUCUAUAACACAUGUACAGCAAUGUUCAUAGCAACAUUCUUUGUAAUAGCAAAAGAACUUGUAUUAUCUAUUACCAUGUAAGAAAUUACUACAAACUUAGUGGCUUUGAAUAGCAUACAUUUAUUAUCUCAAGAGUCCAGGCAUGGCUUAGCUGGGUUCUCUGCUUCACAGUUUCUCACGAGGCUGCAGUCAAAGUAUUGACCAAAGCAGUGGUCUCAUCUGAAGGCUUGACUGGGGAAGGACUCACUUCCAAGUUCACUUGGUUGUUGAUAGAAUUCAGCUCCUGUGGGCUGUUGGCCUGAGGGCUUCAGUUUCUUGAAGGUUGUUGGCUGGUGGCUGCCCUCAUUUCCUUGCUAUGUGGCCAUCUCCAGUAUGGUAGUUUACUUCAUCAAAGCCAGCAAGGGAGAGAGUUAACAAAGUCUGCUAGCAAGAUGGAAGUUACAGUCUUAUCUAAUGUAAUCAUAGAAAUGACAUCCAUCACAUUUGUUGCUAGAAGUAAGUCACUAGGUCCAGCCCACAUUCAAGGGGAGAGGUACACAUGGAUGUGAAUACCAGGAGGCAGGGAUCAUUUUAGAAGCUGUCAACCACAAAGAGGAAAAAGCAAUGAAAGGAUAAAAUCUAGCAUAGUGGUUACCUCUGAGGAAGCAGAGGCAGAGAUGCAAGAAGCACAUGAGUAAAUAUUAUUUGUAAUAUCUUAGUUCUUGGGGCAGGUGGUGGGUUUACAGGUGUUCAUAAGUGGACUGUUUAUGGACAAGUGUGGAGAGAGUGUCUUGAAACAAGGAUAUGUGUAGUCCAAUUCUGUUCACCUGAGUUCCUAAAAUAUUAAAUAAAAAUAAAGGUUGAUGACUACUCCUGA